AUGGGAAUGCGGACAAAAUCAACAAGUUGGCAGAAGCAGCAGCAGCAGCAGCAGCAGCAGCAGCAGGGAUACGAUGCCUCAGCUGCUGCUCACUCUUCCUCCGCCUCUGCUGUCUCUCAUUCCUCUGGUGGUCCCCGUCGGAUCCAGCACAGUGCAACAGCAGGGGAGGCAGGAGGCAGGGAGAGGAGGCGAGGGAAGGUACUGGGAAGCGCAGGGGAGAAACGUGGUGGGGGGUUGUCUGGUGCUGGGGAGGAAGAGGAUGAGGGAAUCAGCAGCGAUCAUCUGACAAGAAUAGCCGCCCAGAUGAUGGGAUUUGAAGAUGGGGAGGACGGGCAGAUCGGGCAGAUCGGGCAGGUCAGGCAGGACGGGCAGGAAAUCUUUUUGCAGGAACCAAUGCAGGAGGAUCUGAUUGGUCCAUCCGCCCUGCUGCCACCGAGCCACAUCUCCUCCCGACCCUCUUCCAUCCGCAAGGCACACUCAGCCUCGGCCAAGCCUGCGAAAUCCGGAGGCUCGGCAGCAGGCUCAGGAGCCGGCAUUGUCAGUGACAGUCAUUUUGUCGAGGACCUGCUUCAGCUAGGGUUGAAUGAUUCGCGGUUAAGGGACUGGGCUGCCAGGUUCAAAGCAGGUCAGACAGACAGACGAGAGCUGCAGACACUGCUACUGGAGCUUCAGGAAAAGCAGAGGUUGCAAGGGGCGGGAGAAGGAGCAGGUGGGAAGGGAGAGGAAUGGAUGGGAGGAUCUGCAGUGGGGGAAGAUGAGGCAGAGGGAGUGACGGAAUCUGCUGCAGCAGCAGGUGCUGGGUCAGGAUUAGGGUUAGGGUUUAUGGGGGGUUCUAGACCUAGAUCUUCCUCUCGCAGGCUUGCCAGCAGCAGUGGAGUCCGAAGCAGGCCAGCUUCGUCGUCGUACCACAACCGAACCCAGCGGGCAGGUCACGCCAGGUUCGGCAGCAGCAUAGGGUUCGGAACAGGCCUAGGCGGGUUAGUCUCUGGGGCAGGUUCGGGAACGGGAGGCUUGGGAGACGCCUUAGAGGGGUCUGGUUCGGAGGGUGGUUCGGACGCGGAGGACUUUUUGAUGUCGGUUCCCCCUUCGGCUCUAGAUGUUCUGCAGGGCAGCGGGCAGGCGAAAAAGAAACCUCCGACCGGAAAUUGGAAGAGCCCUCUUUCAGGAGCAACACCAGGAGAUUCCUCAACCUCGUCUAGCGUUCCCUCUGCACGAUCUGGACCGUUGAUCUCAUCAGGAUCGGUCCCAUCAAGACCCCGAGGGACAUCUGCCGCAUCGAUUCUAAGGCAUGGAAGUUGGGAGCAAAGGGAGUUUGCACAGCUGGCAGAGCAAUUCGGGCUGGAUGCAGACGAGGAGGGGCUAGGCGGGUUGGUGGAGGGAGGGAGACAGGGAGGCACAACUGGUGCGGGGGGUCCUGGGGUAGGGUUAUCUGAUGCAAGUGCAUCAGGGGCGGGUAUACCUGGUGCGGGUGGGAGGUUGAUUGGGAGGAGCAGCUCAGUUCCCGAGGCAAGCCCUUCUGGAGGCUCGUGGGGGAGUCCCGGGGGAGUGGUGGAAGUGGGAGGGGUGGGAGUAGGAGUGGGAGUGGUAGGUGUCGGUGGUGUGGGAGACACAGGGGAUGAAGAGCAGGAUAUAGCUGCCACAGCUGGUGGCAGUGCUGGUGGUGGUGCGGGUGAUGGUGGGGUUGGUGGUGGUCGUGGUGGUGGUGGUGGUGGUGGUGGGAGUGCUGGUGAUUUGUAUGGAGGACGGCACACAGUAAACGCCCCUCCCCCCUGCACCUCUCAUGCAGCAGGAGAGAGAGAGGGAGAGAGAGACGGAGCAAGAGAGGGAGCAAGAGAGGGAGAAAGGGACAGAGAGGGAGAGCUAGGGGGAGCGGGCGAGGAGAUGUUGUGUCUGGAGCGGAAUCUGAGCCUUCCGUCACCAAAGCCGGUUGCACAGGUGGAGGAGGCAUCGUUCGAUCGCAACCUGUCGCUGCACAAUGUGAUCAAGAAGCGGAUCAGCAGCCACGCCGGGGAGGUGGGGCAGCAAUUCGCCCGGCUCUCCACUCUCCUCAAGAAGUCAUCAUCCACACCCAACGCACCUGGGAGUGCGGGAAGUGGAGCAACAGGAGGGAGCAAGAGGCCGGCGCAGGAAGGGAAGAAGCCACCCAAGCCAGCCAAGAGUGGAUCAGACAGGCCGUCCAGUGGCAACCCACUCGCCAGAACAUCGUCUAUUGCAGCAGAGUUUGGCGAUUUGCCAGCACCCAAGAGAACGCACUAUCAGUACUCGGAGCUGCAGCUGGCGACCGAGAAUUUUAACGAGGCCAACGUGUUGGGGCAGGGCGGAUUCGGGAAGGUGUAUUACGGCGUGCUGCCCGUGCACCCCGCUCAGGUGGUGGCAGUGAAGGUGCUGAAGCAAGGAGGAGGGGAGCAGGGAGACGAAGAGUUUGUGACUGAACUGGAGCUGCUGAGUCGACUGGAGCACAAACACCUGGUGAAGCUGAUGGGGUACUGCAUGCGGAAGAAUCAACGGCUGCUAGUCUACGAGUUCCUGCCCAAUGGGAGCCUCGCCGACCACUUGCACGGCAAAAAGGUCAGGCAGAACGGCCCCUUGUCGUGGGAGAAGCGGCUGAAGAUUGCCGUUGGAUCAGCACGCGGGUUGAGGUACCUGCACUCGCAGCGCCCACAGGUGCUGCACCGAGACGUGAAGGCACCCAACAUACUCAUCACUGAUAGCUACGUGGCUAAGGUGGCUGACUUUGGGUGUGCGAAGCUGAUCAAGCAAACCAUCCUAGUAGAGGAUCCCACCACAGGGGAGAUGGUGGAGACGCUGGGGGAGAACGUGGAUGUGGCCAUGGGCACGCAAGGGCACAUGGCUCCUGAGAUAUUGAUGACUGGGGAAAUCAGCGCUGCUACUGAUGUGUACAGCUUCGGAGUGGUGUUGCUGGAACUACUGAGUGGCAGAGUGCCCGUGUUUGAAGACGGCACGAUGCUGACGCAUUGGGCCACACCAUUCUUGAAGGACAAGAGGUGGGAUGAGCUGAUAGAUCCUUCCAUGCUUGCCGGUCACACGCCAGAAGGGGGCGGAGGCGAAGGAGGAGUGACAGGUGGCACCAGCGCCGGAGCCAGUGCCGAUGCUGACGUGGCCCUGCCCAGGGUGGCUGCCACGUCAGCGUUUGCUCGGUGCGCUGAGCUGGUGGAGUCGUGCAUCCAGUUUGACCCGCUGAUGCGGCCGAGCAUGGAGGACGUGGCACACACCCUGCAGGCGAUCCAAUUAGGUUCGGACGAGGCUCGGAUUGUUCGAAGAAACUCACAGGAAGGUGGUGGGGUUGAAAGAGGAGUGAGCGGUGCAGAUGGGUGGGAUGAGAUGAUUGAGGCAGACAAAGAAGGGAGAGAGGGGAGAGAGGGGAGAGAAGGGAGAGAAGGGAGAGAGGGAAGGGAAAGGAGAGAGGGAAGAGAGGGGAGAGAAGGGAGAGAAGGAAGAGAGGGGAGAGAAGGGAAAGGACAGCGGGAGAAAGGAGAGGUGAGGGACAGAGAAACGGGGGGGAAGACCGACAGAGGGGCGAAAAGGGAGAAAGGGGAGAGGCGGAAGGAGAAGGAUAAGAGCAGAAGCGGACCAAUGGCUUUGGAAGGGAAUAGAGUACCCCACUAG
This is a messenger RNA of Closterium sp. NIES-65, 3627 nucleotides long. The record is from the annotation of a GenBank genome assembly. NCBI's taxonomy places the organism in Eukaryota, Viridiplantae, Streptophyta, Zygnematophyceae, Desmidiales, Closteriaceae.